AUGCUGCUGAAAUGCCUUAUAUUGUUCGUUUUAUUCAUUCAAGGAUGUCACAGUAAUCCAAGACACGUCAAUGUGAUCGUCCGACAUCAACAAGUUUACAGGGUAGGUAGGGAUGCCGAAAGAACGCACGUCCGAUUAUCCCCAGCUCAUGAAAAACUACUCGAGUUAGAUCAAGUGAAACCUGGGAAAUUCUCGUCUACAUACGAACACGAAUCAUUUGAGUAUGAGCCUUACAGAAUAACACGAGAUAUGAAAAAUGUGCAUUUACUGAAUGUUUUAAAGGAAGUUGAGUCUCAGCUAGUAAAACCGCCUUAUAUCAACGACGAAGAUAUAGUUGUGAAUAGACUAGCAAGACAAUCAAAAUUCAGGGAGAAUCGUAGAAAUAAACGUGCCGCACGAGAACAGUGGAGACAAUCUUUACCAGGGGCUAAAAGCACGGUUCCUGGAGCAAACGGCGGCAAGGAUGAGCCAGACGUCUGGGAUGAAGUUACGGACGCUGAGCUUAAACAAGCAAGUUACUGGAAAUAUCGAGACAUUGCAAAAUAUGCAGGGACGACCUUAUUGAGCGUCGCUUGUUUUGCAUUUCUUGGCAUAUGCUUUAUCCGAGACCCGGUUGCAUUUGUCUUUGCGUUCGGGACGGGCUGUCCUUGUUGCUUGAUAUGUUGUCCGUGCGUCCGUGCGUUCACAGACAAGUUUUUAAACGUCAAGGGUCUGGUGAAAGAUUCCAUGAACAAAUACAUGCCCGGGGUGAUUGUGAAAGAGGACGGUUCUCUCGACCACUAUGAACCGACGCCGGAAGAGGUGGAGAUCCUGCAUGAGCUUAUGGAGGAGAUCAUGUAA
Molecule: messenger RNA, 840 nt
Organism: Mya arenaria
Lineage: Eukaryota; Metazoa; Mollusca; Bivalvia; Myida; Myidae
Exons: 2
Coding region: 1-840 (279 amino acids)
Source: RefSeq, a predicted model, not a curated record